Molecule: messenger RNA, 757 nt
Organism: Polyodon spathula (Mississippi paddlefish)
Lineage: Eukaryota; Metazoa; Chordata; Actinopteri; Acipenseriformes; Polyodontidae
Exons: 6
Coding region: 59-733 (224 amino acids)
Source: RefSeq, a predicted model, not a curated record
CAAAAAGGAAUCAGUGGAGAUCGUGGAAGAGAGGGGGCCAGGCAAUGAUCAUAUAGCCAUGGCUGACAAGAGCGUCAUUGUAAUCAGCGACGAUGAAACAGACACGGAGACUGAGCCCCCGGGAGCCAAUUGCAAAGACUCGUCUGUCCUGUUAUUGGAAGACAAUUCUGACUUUGACUGCUCUCGCUUAGAUGAAAACAGAUCGGAUGAAAUGGUUGAUGCCGAGUUUGGACUGUCUAUCACUUACUCCAAGAAAGCGGAUGUGAUGCCCCAUGCCAGAUAUGACUGCACGAGCCACGUUUUCAGUCAAUCAGAGAAUCAGACAAGCAGCCCCGUGGGAACAAACAGUGCUUUCUGUGAGCAGUGUUACUGCUACAUCUGUGACAAACUGGCUUCCGAGUGCCAGUCCUGGGUUACCCCUGCUUUUUGCCACUGCAAUGCUCACAAAAGAAGCCCGUUCUGGAAAUCGUGGCGAGAUCAAGCUUUGAUCGGAUCCCUUAUUGUGUUUAAGUUUGACCUGCUAGAGAUAGAUGCAGACCUUCGGCACGCUGAAAGCCUCUUGGUGAAGUUUGAUGCAGAUUUAACCACUGAGCAUGAUAAGUUCAUGAUGGGGACCAUAUCCACACUUGCAGCCAUUUAUUCUUGCUCCUGUUUUUGUCACAACCAGUACCAAACUAUGGUCAACUGCAAGAGGUGCAGUUCAAAACAUGAAGAUAUAUUGAUAUACAAGUGAGUCAUUUUCUCUCUUACCUGAUAU